Messenger RNA from Epinephelus lanceolatus (giant grouper), 4242 nucleotides. It is a transcript of the gene palmdb, whose product is annotated as palmdelphin b. Lineage: Eukaryota; Metazoa; Chordata; Actinopteri; Perciformes; Serranidae. The record is from RefSeq and is a predicted model, not a curated record. Gene Ontology annotation, biological process: regulation of cell shape. Gene Ontology annotation, cellular component: cytoplasm; membrane.
GUGAGAGAGAAAGGGGGAGGUCUUCCCAGUCAGUCUGAAUCUCUCUCAGCCUACACAAUCUCCCAACACAACCUCAGGCUCAGUGAUGUUGAAUAUGCUGUGAGAGUGAGCUCUACCUUCCUUGCACGCUCUGCUUUCACCUGCUCGAGGACACACACAGCACACACACACUUGACCAUCAUGGAGGAGGCUGACCUGCUGAAGGAGAGGCUCCAGGCGAUAACGGACAAAAGAAGAAUCCAGGAGAACAUCGCAAAGAAACGGAGACAGAUUGAAGAGGAGAAAUUAAAACUCCAGUACAUAAAGAAGAAAGCCCUGAGGGAGCAGUGGCUGAUGGAUGGUCUGAGUCAGCAGUCGGAGGAGGAACAGGAAGCCAUGAGGCUUCAGGCUCAGGACGUACAGCAGCAGAGUGAUGAGCUGCAGAGCAACAUCCUCAGAAUAGAAAAGGAGAUUGAGGCCUUGGAAACACAGGAGCUCGUCAUCUCCGCCAACGAAGAAGUCGUUCUGAAACAGUUGAAAGAGGUGGAGAAGACGGCUGAGGACAUCAUCAAGAAAGCUACCUUGAUGGAUAGAGAGGCAGAUGGAAAAGACCUGAACGAAGGUUGCAGCACAACUGAGAAUAACAACUCCUUCUCCGUAACCAUGGAAACCACUGAGCAAUCAGAGCUGGCGAUGGACUGUGUAGUAGAGGUUGCUGUGGCUGAUUCACUUGAUCAGGGAAAGGAUUUCAGUGCAGAUGAUGAGCAAGUUUGUUUAGAGAUGGACUCAUCAGAUUUCCAGGGGGAAACUGGCAAAUUAUUAACUGACCUGCCAAGCGGCACAAUUGAGAUUGACAGGCCUGACUGCUCUGAGACCAGUGUUUGCACUGAAAUGCCUUGUCAAGAUCAAAAGGAGGCUUUGAUAUUAGAAUCAGGGCAUGAAGAGCUCAACAGGAAUGAGUCAAUCGCCUCAUCUGUGUCCGACACACCCUCCAGUGCUGACAGUGUUUAUGAGAAUGACGCUCACCGUAAGAGGCAGGACAUGUCUGAUUCUGAGCCAAAACAAGUCCCUGAACCAGAGCAGUGUCCUGACCCAGAACAAGACCCUGAACCAGAGCAGUGUCCUGACCAAGAACAAGACCCUGAUCUGGGGCAGUACCCUGAACCAGAGCAGUGUCCUGACCCAGAACAAGACCCUGAACCAGAGCAAUACCCUGAUCUGGGGCAGUACCCUGAGCAAGUCGAAGACCUUGGGCUAGGGCACUACCCUGAGCCAGAACAAGACCUUGAACCAGACCAGUACCCUGAGCCGGAGCAAUACCCUGAGCUAGAGUUAUACCCUGAGCCGGAGCCUGAGGCUGAGGAUAAUGAGCUGAAUCUCAAAGAUGAUGAUUAUCAAAAUGUGACAGUAGACACAGAAGAGGACCCAGAGGCCCAUGACAUCCUGUUCGAACCUCCUAUUACAGAGGAGUCUAUGUUGGAGCAGCGUAUUAGAGAAGACGCAAUGUCAGAUGUUUCCAAUGAAUCCUGCCAUGACCUUGAGCCUGAUGAAAUGGAUGAAUGCCUAAGAGUUGAGAUUGCAGCAGCUUCCUCAGACAGUGAGACGGAUGAAAAAUGGAGAACAAUAUUCUCUUCUUCUAUAAAUAAAGAAGAUGAUGACUCAUAUUUGGACAGUCUUCAGCUUAGUGCCCAAGAGCUCUUUGUGCAGAAAGUUGAGGUGACAGACUUUGAGGAACAAGGCAACAACAACUUUGAAGAGGUCCGUUUUGAGGUUCCACAAGUGGAAGAAGUUCUAGAACAACCUGAGGACAUAGUUUCCUUUCCUAACCCUCCACAAGAGGUUAAAUACAACCCUUUAGGCCUUCAAGGUUUGUCCAAAAUCUCUGAAGAUGACAGUGAAAAUGGCAGAGAUGCCAAUCAUAACCAAGCCAACCACCAAAAGCACAUCAGUGCAGAUUCUAACAAGAAGCUACCCAAAGACUUCUGUGUGAUACAAGAGACCAUGAGCGAGAAUGUUAGCACAGAGCAUGUGGACUUCCAAUUGGCUCGUAAACAGUGGCGGGAAAUGGAAGAGCAAACCAUGAACAAGAUUGUCUUACCUACGACCAAACAGCCCAGCUUCCAUGGCAGCCACAGCUUCAUGUACACCCCUGUCCGCAACAUUGAAAGGACUCACAAGAAAGCACACGAUCUGGAGAACUUGAAUCUAGUUGGCGAUUAUCCUCACACCCAAUUCAGCCCCUGCUCAGAGGAUUCUGGCCUGGAUGAUUCCAGUUACAGGUCUCCUUACGAUGACCCAGAAACACCAGUAGAGAGGGAGAUUCGCAUAUCAAUGGAGAGGGAGGAAAACUUCAAGAGAGAGAGGGGCCUCUCCAGGAUGGGCAAAUCAACUGAUUGUGUUCCAUCACGAAGUAUGCCUCGAUCCAUAAGCACUCCACUGACACCAUCAUUCAUCAUCACCUCCUCACCCACUAAGGAACCACUGAAACAUGAAUUAUCAGCAAACAAUGUUAUCAUUCUAGACCCUAGCAAUGAUUUCACCUCCAGCCCCAGACGUGACAAAGACAGUGUGGCAGCUCAGUCCCGAGAGUGGUGCUCCGAGGACAGCAGCUCCAACCUCAUCAUCCUAGAGACAUCCAAUCUGAUUAUUCGCAGUACCUCCGAGUUCUCACUCAAUAAAGCCAGUGAGCAGCCCCAGGAAAAAAUGUUCCUGAACAACCCCUUUUUCAAGCUGCGUUCAAGGAGCACAAUGUCACUGGUGGAUGAAGAAAUAAAGAUGGUGAAGCAGAGGGAGGAUGAGCUGAGGAAGGAGAGGGCAAAUCUAUAUGGCAAAGACAGGUUCAAUACAGACAGGAUAUUGUCAAAUCACAUGGACACUUUGGCGUUUGACAAUUCAGUUGAUGUACCAGUGAAGUGCAAGUCCUCUCCAUCAUCACCAAUGAAAACAGCCUACAGGAUGGAUCGCUCCGCUCUAUCCUGUGAUCACAGAUUUCCAGAGGUCUACACAGGAGGAAGACGCAAGAGUGCCAUGGCUCUGCGCUGGGAGGCGGGCGAGUUUACAAAAAACGACUAAAGAGGAUCAAGUCAAAAGUUUGCCAUUUAAGGGCAUUGAUUGUCAGUGUUAUACCCAUUCAAGUGAAAUGCAGUGUUGCGAUUGUUUGUUUCAUCUUGUGACAUAACCUAAACUCUGCUUCUGUGAUGCUUUGGGCAAAACUAAGACAAUAAGAAUGUUUGUGGCCACAUUACUUUGGAAUAAGUCAAUAGAGAACUCAGACACACAGAAUUAGACUGUACCGUGGACAUUAGUAACAUCUUUAGAUGCCCACACAACACUGAAAUGUCCUCAUCAUUUUUGAAUUGACACUCAUAGCUGGAAGGCUGCUGGUUUCAGCUCUUACUAGGCUACAGCUUUAACAACUUGCUGGAGUAGUAAAGUAAGGUUUAUUACAAUAUUGACACGGACGGUGCCAACACCCAGUUUCCAUUUAAAUUCAUUAUGAAUAAACAAUACUGAUAUUUUUAACUAUGGCAGGUGGUGAUGGUAUAAAAGAGAGGCAAAGCCAGGUUAUCAGCUUUUGUGUCAUGCAAUAAUUUUCUAUAACUUCAUGCCUCUGUGUGGAUUAUUACUUGCCUACUGAGGAACUGUUUAAAAGAUCUUAUCCACAAUCACUGAAACUCAAAAAAUGCCAGAGGAAGAAAACAGCAUUUGGCCUUUUUUAUGACGAUACUAGGAAAGGACAGGCCUAUCUUAACACAUUACUCAAAUGUCAUAUGUAGGCUUCAGCAGUGAGUCAGAAGAAAUCAGUCACUAGUGUAAUGCUGCUGGUCGUGUUGUGUGUUGGUCUUGUGUUAAAGUGUGUUUCUCCUUUGUGUUUCUUCCCUCUGAGGUUGAGGAUCAGGCAGAGUUGAAAUUAUCACUAGAUGGCGUGUUGGAGUUAGGGCUAAGAUUGUGCUGAUAUUAAAGCUGCAUGAAUUGAUUCAGCAGAAACAACCUAGUAACAAAACAUUAACACCUUAUCACCUUACGCAGUAAAUGGUUACCUAUUCACACAUCCAGCAGACACCAGCCUGGUCACCAGGUCACCAGAGAUGUUAGAUUUGCACAAUUCAAAUGCAUCAAAUCAACCUUUCUAAACAGAUGCUUCUCAGAUUACAUGCAGAUGGGCUGAGUUCAUCCUAGUGCGGCAGCAGAGCUCAAUAUUUUUCUAGAAUCGUUCAAUUUUGUGAUAAAAGCACCAAAUUUGUCAGAUGUGUUGACAAAUAU